AUGAACCGUCUUACCAUCCUUGUGCUGUUAUGUCUGUCAGUCUGCUAGGCUUAUCCCCUGAAUGGAGCAGCGAAGACGGAGGAGGAGGAGGGCCCCAACAUGGAUCUCGUCCAGCACUACCUAGAAGACUACUACAACCUUGCAAAAGAUGUAAAACAGUUUGCUAGAAGGAAGGACAGUAGCCCUGUUGUUAAAAAAAUCCAAGAAAUGCAGAAGUUCCUGGGGCUGACAGUGACAGGGAAGCUGGACUCAGACACGCUGGAGGUGAUGCGCAAGCCCAGGUGCGGAGUCCCUGACAUCGGAGAAUUCAGGACCUUUCCCGGCAUGCCAAAGUGGAGGAAGACUCGCCUCACCUACAGGAUUGUGAAUUACACACUGGAUUUGCCAAGAGAUGCUGUUGAUUCUGCCAUUGAGAAAGCUCUGAAAGUCUGGGAGGAAGUGACUCCACUGACAUUCUCCGGGAUCUGUGAAGGAGAGGCUGACAUAAGGAUCACAUUUGCAGUUAGAAAACAGAGAGACUUUUACUCUUUUGAUGGACCUGGAAAGGUUUUGGCUCAUGCCUAUCCACCCGGGCCGGGGAUUAAGGGAGAUGCUCACUUUGAUUAUGACAAACAAUGGACAAAGGAUGCAUCAGAUAACUGGUAUUUUAGACGCAGAUACCCCUGGAACCUCCAACGUGAAUUUCAUUUGAUUUCUGCACUUUGGCCCUCUCUUCCAUCAGACUUGGAUGCUGUAUAUGAAGUUCCUAGCAAAGAUACCAUUUUUAUUUUUAAAGGAAAGCAGUUCUGGGCCAUCAGAGGAAAUGAGGGGCAAGCAGGUUAUCCAAGAGGCAUCCACACCCUGGGUUUUUCUCCAACCAUAAGGAAAAUAGAUGCAGCUGUUUGUGAUAAGGAAAAGAAAACAUACUUCUUUGCAAAGGACAAAUACUGGAGAUUUGACGAAAACAGCCAAUCCAUGGAGCAAGGCUUCCCCAGACUGUUAGCAGAUGAUUUUCCAGGAGAUGAGCCGAAGGUUGAUGCUAUAUUAGAGGCAUUUGUACUUUUCUAUUUCCUCAGUGGAUCAGCAAAGUUUGAGUUUGACCCCAAUGUCAGGAUGGUGACACGCAUAUUGAAGAGUAACAACUGGUUAUGUUAG
Messenger RNA from Myotis daubentonii (Daubenton's bat), 1134 nucleotides. Its product is annotated as stromelysin-2-like. Gene Ontology annotation, molecular function: metalloendopeptidase activity; zinc ion binding. The record is from RefSeq and is a predicted model, not a curated record. The transcript has 8 exons. NCBI's taxonomy places the organism in Eukaryota, Metazoa, Chordata, Mammalia, Chiroptera, Vespertilionidae. Gene Ontology annotation, cellular component: extracellular matrix. Gene Ontology annotation, biological process: extracellular matrix organization; proteolysis; collagen catabolic process.